Molecule: messenger RNA, 1182 nt
Organism: Penicillium antarcticum
Lineage: Eukaryota; Fungi; Ascomycota; Eurotiomycetes; Eurotiales; Aspergillaceae
Product: putative transsulfuration enzyme family protein
Exons: 2
Coding region: 1-1182 (393 amino acids)
Biological process (GO): transsulfuration
Cellular component (GO): cytoplasm
Molecular function (GO): carbon-sulfur lyase activity; pyridoxal phosphate binding
Source: RefSeq, a predicted model, not a curated record
AUGGCACCAACGCAUAACAGCCAUCCUUCAACCAGAGCACUACACGCAGACGAUGCGCUGAAUCUAGUGACAGACGUCGCACCCCCAAUCCAUUUAUCAACAAUCUUCAGAUAUCCCACUGACCCGGAUCAAUUCAUUCCCUCCAAGGAUCCAGUAGACGAAUUCAACGGCAAGAACUACGUCUACUCGCGCGAAUUCGCCCCAAACUCAACCCGCUUUGAAGCAAUCCUCUCAUCACUAAUAGGAGGCCAAGCAAUAAGCUACUCAACAGGUCUAGCAGCCCUGCACGCAGCCCUUACACUCCUAAACCCACGCAGAAUCUCAGUGGGCGAUGGCUACCACGGCAGCCAUGAAGUCAUCUCCGUGAUAUCCCGUCUAUCAGGACUUCAAAAACUACCAUUAGACUGCUCCGCUGAGGAUCUCUCCGCUGGCGACGUCAUCCUUCUCGAAACGCCGGUGAACCCGCUCGGCACGGCGUUCAGUAUUGAAGCGUACGCCAAGAAAGCGCAUGAGCGUGGUGCCUUCCUCGUUGUUGAUAGUACAUUUGCUCCGCCUGGUUUGCAGGAUCCGUUCCUUUGGGGUGCGGAUGUUGUUAUGCAUUCGGGCUCGAAGUAUUUCGGCGGUCAUAGUGAUUUGCUUUGUGGGGUUCUUGCUGUCAAAAGGAGGGAUUGGUCGACGAGGUUGUUUGAGGAUCGGAUUGCGUUGGGGUCUGUUAUGGGGGGUAUGGAGAGUUGGCUUGGGACGAGGAGUUUGAGGACGUUGGAGGUGCGUGUGCAGCGUGCUAGUGCUAAUUCUGCGAAGUUGCUUUCUUGGUUGCAUGGUGCUAUGCUGGCAGGGUCUCCAGCUGAGGGUAGUGAGGAGGCAGUUGUUCAGUCUGUUGUCAAAACUAUUUAUCAUGCUAGUUUGCAGGAUGGGGAGUGGUUGAAGAGGCAGAUGCCUAAUGGGUUUGGGCCUGUGUUUUCGAUUGUUUUGCACAAGGAGGAGUUUGCAAAGGUUUUGCCGACUAAGCUUUGCUUCUUUCAGCAUGCUACUAGUCUGGGUGGGGUUGAGUCUUUGAUUGAGUGGCGGGCUUUGUCGGAUUCAAAGGUUGAUCGGAAGUUAUUGAGGGUCAGUGUUGGGUUGGAGAACUGGGAGGACUUGAGAGAGGAUUUGUUACAAGCGUUCAAGUCGCUUUUGGCAUGA